Molecule: messenger RNA, 1098 nt
Organism: Tremella mesenterica DSM 1558
Lineage: Eukaryota; Fungi; Basidiomycota; Tremellomycetes; Tremellales; Tremellaceae
Exons: 1
Coding region: 1-1098 (365 amino acids)
Source: RefSeq, a predicted model, not a curated record
AUGUCACAACCCACAGCAGCAUCUGGCGACACUCUUCCCCCUUUACCCAAAGAUCACCUAUCUCAUCCUUCCGAUUGGGUGACAGGUUCUGAUCCAGCUACGGAGAAACAAAAAGGUUUUAUAAAUGUUUUAGAGGAUCAACAUCGUGAUCUUGUCCCUGCAGAUGGAUUGGAUAAGGAGAAUUUAGGAAAGAGCGAAGCUUGUGAGAUUAUCGAUUCUCUCAAAAAUGGACAACCGGUCAAUAUCACGUUUACUACUGGACAAUCGGACAAGGAUGGUGAUGAUCUUAUAAAGACUGAAGCUCAUAGAACGAACGAUGAAGAAGGUGCAGAGCAGGCAGGCGAUGGGGAGGAGGAGAUAGUUGCGGAUCAAAUUGACACCAAGUCGUCCAAGAGGUCAAUGGAAGAGGUAGUGGGAGAACAAGACAAACGAGUGGAGGUCGGGAAAGAGGAUGGAGAGGAAAAGGGGGACGUCGUUAUGAACGUUGAGAAUGGAAUCACGACACAUGAAGGGGAAGAAACGCACAAUAACACUGCCACUCACAAGAACGGACUAUCAGGCAACAAACGAUCUGACCCCCAUGAGAAUGACGACGGCGAAGAACGAAAUCAUAAGAAGGUCAAGACGUCCAAUCUAGAAACAAAAACACACGAUGAUGAUCCAGCAACUAAUAAUACAAAUCACACUUCCCACGAAACACUCGAAGAGCGUGCUAAGAAGUCGAAUAACGGAUCGCAUGACGAGAAGAAUGGUACUAUCACUGAAUACAUGAAACCAUCUUCCCCUUCAUCUCAAAAACAGUCCCAGUCUGUCCACUCUACCUCUAAACCGACAAACACAAAUGGAGAAGGAAAUAUCUUGCACGUAGAAAAUAAUGGAAGCAACAGUAAUGGAAUCGAUAAACCCGAUGAAACGGUGCCAGGCGACGGACGACAUCUGGACCAUCCUGAGAAUUGGGCAACGGGAGGAGAACCUCCUACUGGUAAACAAAUUGGGUUUCUGAAGGUUUUAGAGAAGCAAAAGGGGGUUCAUGUUGAAGUUGAGGGUUUGAACAAGAGUGAAGCAAGUGAGAAGAUUGACGAGUUGAAGAACAUGUGA